UACAGCAGCAUCCCAAAUGUAACAUUUCCAUAUCCUCACUCAACUCGCCCCUCUCCUGGCACCAACCGCUCUUAUGUCGCUCUUAUGGAUAGACCAGAACACCCAAGUCUUACUCUGUCAGCGUGCCAGAGUCAUGUUAUUGUACCUGUUAAAAGAGCCAGAAACGAUGGCGGGGAAAAAGAAAAUGAUGACCCCGAGCGUAAGUGGAAGCGCGGGUUUAGACUGAAAUGGAAUUUAACCUCCUGGGAGAGUUGUGUUAAAUGCAAAACAAGUGGCGGCAGAUGCGAAGGACGUGAUGGAUGUUUUCGAUGCAUCUGUUCUGAUGGAAAAGCACAUGCGUACACUUGCAAAAAAGGAAACGACGCACCUUUGAGGAUUGGAUUAGGUUGUGGAUUUGGUGCCUUGGCCAGUAUUUUUCUCUGUUCAUGCAUCUACAAGAUCCGGCACAAAGAACAGCAUUGCUUCUCAAUAUUCCGCUCAAGACACGCUUCUUCCGAUUCUUCCUUGAAAGCAGAUGUUGAAGUGGGCAAUGUAUACUUCGGGGUCUCCAUUUUUACUGAAGCCGAGCUUGAAGAAACUACUAACCGUUUCGAUUCUACCCGGGAGCUCGGAGAUGGAGGUUUUGGAAUUGUGUACUAUGGCAAACUUCGAGAUGGCCGGGAAGUAGCUGUUAAGCGUCUAUACAAGCACAACUAUCGGCAGGUGAAGCAGUUCGUGACUGAAGUCGAAAUCCUAAGUCGCUUGCGCCACAAAAACCUCGUCUCUUUAUAUGGUUGCACUUCGUGGCACAGCCGUGAACUCCUACUGGUCUAUGAGUACAUCCCAAACGGCACAGUAGCCGAUCAUCUGCAUGGGGAGCGAGCGAAGCAGGUCUCUCUCCUGUGGCCUACUCGUAUUAGCAUCGCCAUAGAAACAGCCACCGCAUUGGCUUACCUUCAUGCACCUGACACCAUCCACCGUGACGUGAAGACUAAUAACAUCCUCCUUGACAAUAACUUCAGCGUCAAAGUAGCAGAUUUUGGCCUUUCUCGGCUGUUCCCCAAUGAUGUGAGCCACGUGUCAACCACUCCUCAGGGGACGCCAGGUUAUUUGGACCCCAAGUACCAUCAAUGUUACCAGCUCACGCAGAAGAGUGAUGUCUACAGUUUUGGGGUUGUGUUAGUGGAACUCAUAUCGUCCAUGCCGGCGGUCGAUAUAAGCCGAGACAGGCAUGAGAUUAAUUUGGCCAACUUAGCAACUAGCAAGAUACGGAACCACGGGUUCCGCAAAUUGAUCGAUCCAAAUUUGGGGUUUGAGUCAGAUCCCGAAAUCAAUAGGAUGAUCAGGACUGUGGCCGAGCUGGCUUUCAAGUGCUUGCAACAGGACAAGGACGUAAGGCCCUCCAUGGAGACUGUCCUGGAGGAGUUGAAGGCAAUUUCGAGCGGGACACAUGAACCUGGCAAGUCGAAGGAUGUGAGCUAUGAUAACAGCACCGGUCAAAGCAAGAACCGGCCUCCUUCGCCGGAAUGUGACAAUGUGGAGCUGUUGAAGAAUGUGAAGUCGCUGACUUCACCUGUUUCCGCGACUCAAAAAUGGGGAAGCAGUGGUAGUUCUUCUGUACGUAGUGUUUAG
This is a messenger RNA of Eucalyptus grandis, 1611 nucleotides long. RefSeq names its product LEAF RUST 10 DISEASE-RESISTANCE LOCUS RECEPTOR-LIKE PROTEIN KINASE-like 1.1. Bases 85 to 1611 code for a protein of 508 amino acids. Gene Ontology annotation, biological process: protein phosphorylation. Gene Ontology annotation, molecular function: protein kinase activity; ATP binding. The transcript has 4 exons. NCBI's taxonomy places the organism in Eukaryota, Viridiplantae, Streptophyta, Magnoliopsida, Myrtales, Myrtaceae. The record is from RefSeq and is a predicted model, not a curated record.